AUGUUUAAUAUUGCUGAUGGUGGUUUUACUGAACUCCACACUCUCUGGCUUAAUGAAGAAAAUGUUGCUGUUCCUGGAAAAGAAUAUGAGAUUUGGAAUCGACGACAUGAUUAUUGGUUACUUUGUGGGAUUGUUAUGCAUGGCUAUGGUCGUUACCAAGACAUUCAAAACGACAAUCGGUUUUCAAUAAUUAAUGAACCCUUUAAAUCAGAACAAAGUAAAGAAGGAAAUUUUGCCGAAUAUAAAAACAAGUUUUUGCAAAGACGUUAUAAGUUAGUCGAACAGGCUUUAAUAAUAGAGGAACAAUUACGUCGUGCAGCAUAUUUAAAAAUAACCCAAAAAACUGAAGAACAACAUAUUCAAAAGGAUGCAGCAGAAAAGGGAAUAGCUAUUGGAAAGGCUGUUUCUGAUAGUAUUGGCCAUCUAAAUGAAAGGUUUGACGAUCUUGAAUGCUUGGCUACUGCACAAGAUAUAUUAUGGCGUGAUGAUUAUAAGGGUGACAAAAAUUCUUAUAUAGUUCUUCAUAAAAUGCUUGCUCAACUUGAAGAUUUGCUGAAUGAUAUGAAAAAUGAUGUUUCUCGUCUGCCAAUGACGCUUGCACGACUUAGACCAGUAACUCAACGACUAGGCAUGACAGAGAGAACAAUCCUCAACCGAUUGACAACAAAGGAUUCUGUUGCCUCUGCUUGUCAGAGCCCACUUCCUCCUCCUGGCCCAUUUAUGACACCAAUUGCACAAGCAAGAUUUAAAGGAAUGGAACCCAAGUUUGCUGUGAUGGUCGGUAAAGAAGAAAAUGAGUAA
Messenger RNA from Meloidogyne enterolobii, 801 nucleotides. The record is from the annotation of a GenBank genome assembly. Lineage: Eukaryota; Metazoa; Nematoda; Chromadorea; Rhabditida; Meloidogynidae.